Messenger RNA from Microthlaspi erraticum, 1533 nucleotides. The record is from the annotation of a GenBank genome assembly. NCBI's taxonomy places the organism in Eukaryota, Viridiplantae, Streptophyta, Magnoliopsida, Brassicales, Brassicaceae.
AUGUCUUCGUUUGGCUUAUUUGAAGCAUCCAUAGUUUUCUUUUGCUUUCUCAUAUCCUAUUACUUUCUCAUCAAGAAACCUUUUGAUUACUUCAAAAUCAAGAAAACCCUUCAAAGCUACCCUUGGAACUGGCCAAUUCUUGGGAUGUUUCCGGGUUUGGUCGUGAGACUGAACCGGAUCUAUGACGGUGUCGAGAUUCUCGAGAACUACAACAUGACGUUCCCAUUCAAGGGCCCGUGGUUCGCUGGAAUGGAUAUGUUAGUCACGGUUGAUCCAGCUAAUGUUCAUUAUAUAAUGAGCUCUAAUUUCUCCAACUACAUCAAAGGCCCUGCGUUCCAAGAAGUUUUCGAAGUUUUCGGAAACGGACUACUCAACUCGGACUCGGAGCGAACCAACAACCUGAGGAAGUGUUAUCAAGCCAUGCUUCAUGAUCCAAGGUUUCAAAGGUUUACAAUUUUUGCCACAAGAAACAAACUCAAAGACGAACUUCUGCCUCUUCUUGAUCAUUUUGCAAAGGAAGGGACGGUCGUAGACUUGCAGGACGUGUUCCGGAGAUUCACCUUCGAUGCAGCCCUAGUUACACUAGGUGUGCCUGAUCCUAGAUCUCUCUCAGUUCAAAUGGCUAACGAUGAGCUGUUUAAAGCCGUCGAAGAUGUUGAAGUAGCGAUGGUGUAUAGGCACUUGAUACCAAGAUUCAUGUGGAAGCUGCAAAACAGGAUGGGAUUGGGACAAGAGAAGAAGUUGACAGAAGCUGAUGCCACCUUUGGUCGUUUGUGUGGAAAAUACGUUUCUGAUAAGAGAGAUGAGAUACGAAAUGAGGUCACUAAUGAAGAAGUUGUGGAUCUUUUAACGUUCUUCAUAAAGUUCGAGCUCUUGGAUCCUAUUGAUGAUAAACUCCUCAGAGACGUCUUUGUGGGUUUCAUUUUAGCGUUUAGAGACACUAUUGCAUCUACACUCACUUGGUUCUUCUGGCUUCUGUCCGAAAAACCUCACGUGGUGACCAAGAUUCACCAUGAGAUCCAAGAGAAUCUACCAAGAUCCGGUAGUAGCAAGGAGAGACCGUCAUAUGAUCCAGCAGAGCUGGAUAAGUUGGUGUAUCUACAUGGAGCAUUGUGUGAAUCAAUGAGGCUAUACCCACCAGUUCCAUUCCAACGCAGGUCAGCGAUCAAACAAGAUGUUCUUCCAAGUGGUCAUAAAGUGGAUGCAAACUCAACGAUCAUGAUUUUUGUUUACGUGAUGGGGAAGAUGAGAGCGGUUUGGGGAGAAGAUGCAUUGGAGUUCAAGCCAGAGAGAUGGGUUUCUGCGACUGGAGGAAUAAGACAUGAGCCUGCUUACAAGUUCUUUGCAUUUAAUGCCGGUCCAAGAGCUUGUCUUGGCAAGAACAUGGCUAUGACUCAGUUGAAGACAGUGGUUGUUGAGAUAUUACAAAACUAUGAUGUUGAGGUCGUAAAGGGACAGAAGACUGAGCCAUUUUCUGGUCUUAUUCUUCACAUGAAGCAUGGGCUUAGAGUCAAAUUUAAUAAGAGAUGUUGA